AAAAUGGUCGACAAGGGUGAAGGCGACAACCGCUAUCAAGAAUUGAAAGACGGUAUCUACCACGGCUACCAGCCAUUACGAGCCAGAAAGACCCUAACAUACUCGUAUACACCCGAAUUUAUGCCUGGAGCUUUAAAUAUUGCAGUAGCACGUGACAUUGACUCGAUACCUUCUGGACCUAAGGACGCUGGAGACUACCAGAUGAUUACUGCCCACAAAGUAAAUCGUGCACCUAAACCAGAAGACCCAUAUGCAUGGAGCGCUCCAAAAGUGGCAGCACAGGACGAUUAA
This is a messenger RNA of Meloidogyne enterolobii, 291 nucleotides long. Lineage: Eukaryota; Metazoa; Nematoda; Chromadorea; Rhabditida; Meloidogynidae. The record is from the annotation of a GenBank genome assembly.